CGUGUCGAUGCUCGCCGUCUCUGCUUUUCCCUUCAGGAGAUCGUGGAGUUACCAGAUUACAACAAAAUCACCUUUAAGGAGAAUCCGGCGAUCCCAUUGGAGGAGAUUGUCCCCGACACGUCCCCGCAGGCCGUCGACCUGCUCUACAAGUUCCUGGUUUAUCCGUCCAAACAGCGCUGCUCCGCCGCACAGGCUCUCCUCCACCCGUACUUCUUCUCGUCUCCUCUUCCCGCUCACCACUCAGAGCUACCCAUCCCUCAGAGGGGGGGCCGACCCCCCCGCCAGCGCCUGCAGGCCCCGCCCACUGACUUCUCGGUGGAUCUGCCCCUGCAGAACAGUGUGGUCGACCCUGCGCUGCUGCGGGGACACGCCUCCUGCCUCUGAACAAACCACCGACCAAUCAGCUGCUGACGUUUACUCACAUUUUUAUGUUUUUAUUUAUUUUGGUUUGACGUGUUUUUCUUCGGUCUCGCCUGCUGAAACUUGCAGACAGGAAGUGACGCUUCAUGUCGUCUUUAAACUCAAAUUUACAUGAAAAUAUAACAAAAACAACAUGAAAAGAGAACAAAAUGAGAUGAUUGUUUGAUUUGACAUGUUUUCUAGGCAGGUCAUAAUGCGACUCAGAUCAUAUUAACCCUUUAGUUCGUGUAGCAUCCUAAACCAGAUCAAACUGGUUUGAUUUCUCUCAAAAGCACGGGAAAGAGACAGUAAGCAGCUUUACAAGAAAUGGCACAACAUGAGUUCUUUUUGAAAAUGGAAAAAUGUCCACAAAGCUAUAAAUAGAAAUG
This is a messenger RNA of Plectropomus leopardus (leopard coralgrouper), 788 nucleotides long. The record is from RefSeq and is a predicted model, not a curated record. Lineage: Eukaryota; Metazoa; Chordata; Actinopteri; Perciformes; Serranidae.